This is a messenger RNA of Melanotaenia boesemani (Boeseman's rainbowfish), 1142 nucleotides long. RefSeq names its product histone-lysine N-methyltransferase set-1-like. The transcript is spliced from 6 exons. Gene Ontology annotation, molecular function: protein binding. Lineage: Eukaryota; Metazoa; Chordata; Actinopteri; Atheriniformes; Melanotaeniidae. The record is from RefSeq and is a predicted model, not a curated record. The coding region runs from base 41 to 715 and encodes 224 amino acids.
UUCCUUCGUGCAGUCGGAGUCAACACGACAAUGACAGAUAAUGAUGGCUGAUGGACUUUGUAAAGAUAAUCCUUCCAGGAGGGUGCGGAUGAAACCGCAGAAUGAUGCAGAAAAACACAUAAGACUGAAAGCUGACAAGGCGGGUCUUAGACAGGUGUAUGUGAACUCUUACAAAGGGCGAGGCAUCUUUGCUUCAAAACCUUUCAGCAAAGGAGAUUUUGUGCUAGAGUACAGAGGGAAACUACAUUCUCCAGACAAUCCUCCUGUCAUCGAAACAUACAGUGAAACUGAAGCAACAUAUCUCUUUGAUUUUCAAUGGAAAGGGAAAUCUUGGUGUAUUGAUGCAUCUCUGGAGGACCAGUCACUUGGAAGUCUGGUGAAUGAUGAGCACAAAACCCCAAAUUGUAAAAUGCGACAAAUUCAAGUGGAUGGCAUGCCGCACCUUUGUCUCUUUGCAAUCAGAGACAUUCUGCCAGGGGAAGAGAUUACCUGCAAUUAUGGAGAAUCAGAUUGGCCUUGGCGCAAACAGCUGCAGUUUUCCACCUCUUCUGUGGCCACCCCAUCACCAGGUGACCACUCAGACACCAGUCAUCAGUCGCUGGUUCCUGCCGAACAUGUGGAGCACUCUUCUUCCAACGUCAAUAUGAACCAGCAGAAAAACGUGGCAGACGCAAAUGGGAAGCAGGAGAAGUUUGUUCUGUGGAGAAACAUCUGAUGAAAUUCAUCAGAACAUUCAACGUUCCUGCCAAGCGCGACUGCAUGCUAUGCCUACAAAAUGAACCAGAGACACUGAAGGGACGAACAUGGACAGAUGUAAAAACUAUGUGAGAAAUAGAAUCACUGCACUGAAGAAGCAGACAAGCACUUAAAUAAUACUACAUGUCUUCUAUCUACCAUGUUAAGGUAAGGUAAGCUAGACAAUGUUCAGUUUGGAAGUUGUGGUAGGUUCGGUAGGUUUUAUUAUUAAUUUUUAUUUUUCAUUGCCUCAUUUUUAUAGAUUUGACUAACCAAGUCAUUUUUUAUGUACUAAACAUAAGAAGAAAGAAAUAUGUUGGUAGAAACAGUUCUGGAAGUUCUGGAAGCUCAAUGUUGUCCUCAGCUUCAAUAUGAAAUGAAAAUUAAUUAAAGAUCAGUGAGGCUGC